Drosophila sechellia is the source of this 930-nucleotide messenger RNA. RefSeq lists its product as uncharacterized. Gene Ontology annotation, molecular function: nucleic acid binding. The transcript has a single exon. Lineage: Eukaryota; Metazoa; Arthropoda; Insecta; Diptera; Drosophilidae. The record is from RefSeq and is a predicted model, not a curated record. Bases 27 to 884 code for a protein of 285 amino acids. Gene Ontology annotation, biological process: DNA integration.
CACUACACAUCGAUCAUUUGGGGCCAAUGGAUUCAUCGGCCAAACAGUAUAAAUACAUUCUGGCAACAGUCGAUGCGUUUUCAAAGUUUGUCUGGUUAUUCCCAACCAAAUCAACCGGACAGGAAGAAGUGGUCAAGAGGCUGACCGACUGGUCAAACAUUUUUGGUUUCCCUAAGCGAAUUGUUAGCGACAAAGGAACGGCCUUUACGAGUGGUGCGUUCGAACAAUUUAUGAGCAGCCAUAACGUGGAACACGUCUGCACAACUACUGGAGUGGCCAGAGGCAACGGCCAGAUAGAACGAGUAAAUCGUUUAAUUUUGGCAAUAAUAUCAAAGCUGUCUUCAGACGAACCGUCGAAGUGGUACAAAUAUGUGCCUGAGGUACAAAAGGCGAUCAACUGUCACGUGCAUUCAUCACUGAAGCUGUCACCAUUUGAGGUCAUGUUUGGCACCAAGAUGUACACCCGAGUUGAGGAUCGGUUACUGGAACUGCUCCAAGAAGAAGUGGUCUGUCAAUUCAACGAGGACCGCUAUGAGAUGAGACAGCUGGUAAAACGCAACAUCGAGCAGGCGCAGAAGGACUACAAGCGCAAUUACGACAAAAAGCGCCGAGCUGAAUACAAAUACAAAGCAGGUGAUCUGGUUGCAAUUAAAAGGACCCAAUUUGUAGCUGGCCGCAAGAUGGCAAGCGGGUAUUUAGGUCCAUACGAAGUCACAGGAGUCAAAGACAAUGGCAGAUAUGACGUUAAAAAAGCAGCAAACGUCGAAGGACCCAAUGUCACAUCCACCAGCUGUGACAACAUGAAGUUGUGGAAGUACAUAGCCGAAAAUGCAGACCUAUUGUCAUCCGGGUCGGAUGAUGAUGAUCAGGAGGGCCGAAUGUAACAUGGAGUAAGGCUGAAGGCUGGCAACAACCCGGUUGGCAGCGCUG